CUCAAAUGAUGAUGAAAGGUGGUGGUGGUGGCAGCAGGGUGGCCAAGGAGUUAGGCUAUUGGGUUAGAGGCCCUCUUAUUCAUGGAAAUGGUGUAAGAAACACUAUGACCACUUUGACCUUUUCAGAUAAUAAUAAUAAGAAGAAGAAGGAGAAGAAGGUUGAAGAGAAUAAUAAUAGUGAGGGUAUUGUGAGUUAUUGGGGAAUUCAGCCUUCUAAUGUUACCAAAGAUGAUGGCUCACAAUGGAAAUGGAAUUGCUUCAGGCCUUGGGAGAGUUACAAAGCAGAUAUAAGCAUUGAUCUGGAGAAGCAUCAUGCGCCUAAGACCUUUACGGACAAGAUGGCUUUUUGGACUGUAAAGGGUCUCAGAUAUCCCACUGAUAUCUUUUUCCACAAGCGUUACAGAUGCAGGGCUAUGAUGCUGGAGACAGUUGCGGCUGUCCCCGGCAUGGUAGCAGGCAUGCUCCUACACUGCAAAUCGCUGCGGCGAUUCGAGCACAGUGGUGGGUGGAUCAAAGCACUGCUAGAAGAAGCAGAGAACGAGCGCAUGCACCUAAUGACGUUCAUGGAGGUGUCAGAUCCAAAAUGGUUGGAGCGUGCUCUGGUAAUGGCAGUCCAAGGUGUUUUCUUGAAUGCAUAUUUAUUGGGGUAUUUGGUGUCUCCGAAAUUUGCACACCGCAUGGUUGGGUACCUUGAAGAGGAAGCAAUACACUCGUACACAGAGUUUCUUAAGGAGCUUGACAAGGGUAAUAUAGAGAAUGUGGCAGCACCGGCCAUAGCCAUCGAUUAUUGGCAGCUUCCACCUGAUUCUACUCUAAGGGAUGUGGUUAUGGUUGUUAGAGCCGACGAAGCACACCACCGUGAUGUCAAUCACUUUGCAUCGGAUGUGCAUUAUCAAGGGCGAGAACUAAGAGAGACUCCUGCUCCAAUUGGGUAUCACUAAGAAUUCAAGGGUCUUUGGCUAGAAGCCUAGAAUAAAUAAAAAUGUUGGUUUGUGACAACAAUAUUGUUGUGUUUUGUUAUGGAUAAUAAUCUGAAUAAUGCUGAUGUAUCUUGUACAAAGU
Molecule: messenger RNA, 1062 nt
Organism: Arachis duranensis
Lineage: Eukaryota; Viridiplantae; Streptophyta; Magnoliopsida; Fabales; Fabaceae
Product: ubiquinol oxidase 1, mitochondrial
Exons: 4
Coding region: 6-941 (311 amino acids)
Biological process (GO): alternative respiration
Cellular component (GO): mitochondrion
Molecular function (GO): alternative oxidase activity
Source: RefSeq, a predicted model, not a curated record